Messenger RNA from Symbiodinium natans, 1113 nucleotides. The record is from the annotation of a GenBank genome assembly. Lineage: Eukaryota; Dinophyceae; Suessiales; Symbiodiniaceae.
AUGGGCUACGCAGCCACGGGUGGGACUCCGAGAAACCGGGCGCUCCGCUCACUGGUUCGGCUUUUCCGAAGCUACCAUCGACACAGCUUUGAGAUGGUUCCCGUGGGGAUCCUCCGGGCAGCCUGCGGCCCACUCGAAGAGCAGCGGGAGCUGGCGGCACUCGUCCAGAAGGAGUUCGAGGCCAUCGUCCUCAGCACCGUCCGAGACUUGUUCCAAGCGGAGUCCCUGCAGACGCAUCUCCAAGGUCUGCAGGGCCUGGUCUUCACCGGCGGCUGCGCAUUGAACGUGCUGGCAAAUCAGUUGGUCUUCGAGACCUUCGCCCGCCCUCGCGACCUGGGCUUCCACGUGCCUGUGGCGCCCAACGACUCCGGUUUGGCCGUGGCAGGGCACUUUGCACUUUUGCCUUCGACGGCGCGUCAGCAGCUGCAGUACGUCGGUUUCCGCCUUUGGGACGAGGAGGAUCUGGAAGAGCAGGCCGCAAAGUGGGGAGCCACGAAGCUUUCAGCGCUGGGGGGAGUGGAAUACCUUGCGGAGCUGCUGGCAGGAGGGCCCGCCUGGCGCACGCAGGCACCCGACCGGCCCAGCGCCCCGAUCGUAGCCGUGGUUCGGGGCCGGCAGGAGUUCGGCCCACGGGCUCUGGGCCACCGCUCACUUCUGGCGGUUCCCGAUACAGCAGAGCUCAAGGACCGGAUGAACCGGCUCAAGUUUCGGGAGUGGUAUCGGCCAGUGGCACCUAUGGUGGCAGAUGAGGACCUCGUCACGGUCUUCGGCUACGAGGCGAAGUCUCCGUACAUGUCCAUGGCGCCUGCAGUCAAGCCCGACAUCCGGAAGCGCUUCCCAGCCUUGGCCCAUUUGGACGGCACGGCCCGUCACCAGUCCGUGGGGAAAGAGGACGAACCCUGGGUCCACAGCCUGCUCUUGGCGGUGAAGAGCUGGACGGGCCUUGCGGCGCUGAUCAACACCAGCUUCAACUCUCGGGGGCAUCCCAUCGUGAACACAAUUCGCGACUGCUUGAAGAUGCUUCGGGAACUGCCAGACCUGGAUUACGUGCUGAUUGAGGACUGGCUUUUCCGCAAGCCGCAAGAGGACACCAAAAAGGACACUAAAAAAUGA